UGCGAACCGAACCCUUCCCUCCGCCGCACUUUCCUCAUCCCCGAGAGUUCGAUUCUAGGGUUUUCUCUACGAUCCAGAGCGAGAAUUUAGUGAAAGAUGGGGCACUCUAAUGUAUGGAACUCCCACCCUAAGAACUAUGGCCCAGGAUCUCGAGUUUGCCGGGUUUGUGGGAACCCCCACGGAAUGAUUCGGAAGUAUGGGCUUAUGUGUUGCAGGCAGUGCUUCCGUAGCCAUGCCAAGGAUAUUGGCUUUAUUAAGUACCGCUGAGCAUAGUUCGCGGUGAUUACCAUCAACUGGACAUGUGGUUUAAUGGGAAAUCAAGAGUGGAUUCGUCAUCUUUCGGAAGAUUGUCUACAAUAUUUAGCAAUGCCAUGUUAGUUUUCAUUGACGUUUUAUAUUUAAUUAUGUAAUGGAUCAAGUACCUGUAAGAUGUGGUUGCAGAAUCUAAUUUCUUCGUGGUUUAGUGUCAAUUGUGUCAUGGAUGAAAGUUUCACAUGUGCACCUUUCUUUUUCCUAGUGCUACUGCUGCCCGUUCCUUCA
Messenger RNA from Ananas comosus (pineapple), 540 nucleotides. Its product is annotated as 40S ribosomal protein S29. Lineage: Eukaryota; Viridiplantae; Streptophyta; Magnoliopsida; Poales; Bromeliaceae. The transcript has 3 exons. Bases 97 to 267 code for a protein of 56 amino acids. Gene Ontology annotation, biological process: translation. Gene Ontology annotation, molecular function: structural constituent of ribosome; zinc ion binding. Gene Ontology annotation, cellular component: ribosome; cytosolic small ribosomal subunit. The record is from RefSeq and is a predicted model, not a curated record.